Aureobasidium musti is the source of this 720-nucleotide messenger RNA. The record is from the annotation of a GenBank genome assembly. Lineage: Eukaryota; Fungi; Ascomycota; Dothideomycetes; Dothideales; Saccotheciaceae.
AUGACGACCAACGCGCCUUCGGGUCCAGCGACCGUCUCACACCGCCAAGUGCCGCCGUCUGCCACGCUCGUUCCCAUCGACCUGAAGGUCCAACAAGAGCGACAAAUCCUCUACGACCAACGCAUCAUCUGCGGAUGGAACCACGACAAGAUCCCUAAGUGGGCAGCUGCCAUUGAAGCCGGCACUCGAAGCUUCUUCUGGAUCUGCCUCGCGCCUGACGCCUCANAAAACAUUCCUACCUUCACCCGCGACGCCGACACUCAUAUGCCUGUCGGCCACGUAUCACUGGACAAAGUGGACAUCACCGAGCCAGAUGCCAUACCGGACGCGACACUUGCCGACCCUGAANAGGGCGUGCUCACCAUAACCAGUCUGUUUGUCCUGCCUGCCUUCCACAGAUCUGGCUUGGGUGCCUUUGCUAUGGACGAGUGCGAACGCCUUGCUCGUAUCCCGCCUUUCGGCGCCGAGAACAUCACUGCUCUCACAGUCAACACCUUGAGUCCGCGCUACUGCGUUGGAGGUGUCGAAGGUCCUGAUGGUCUGGGUCAAUGGGAGAAAGAGGCAGGGCAACAGAGGCCUGUCCCUCAGAACAACAUGCUCUGGUAUAAGAAGAAAGGCUAUGUGCCAUACAAGGACGAGGCUCCAAGAUACACAAGUCAGGGCAAGCAAGGAGAGACUCUGUGGUGGUAUGCUUGUUUCAUGAGGAAAGAGCUGCACUAG